UUUCGAUUUUUCUUGGUCCUUUUGGUCACACUGAGCCGAUCCGAUCCGAGUGGUUUUGUGCACGUUGGUAUUUUCGUCACGGCAGCCACGUUAAAAGGAACAACGUGAAUGUCAAUACAACGAACACGGAACGGUGAAGAUAAAUACUAGCGGCGCAGAAGAAUCGGAGAAGGAACAGGCUGCCUAACCCUCCCCCCCAGGCCACAGUCACAGCCAGCAGCCACUGUCACCGUCACACAGCAACCACAAAAAAUCACUCUCGUAAUUCUAUUGGCAACGACUUCGAAGGGGAACAGGAGAUAGAAAUUCACAAGCAAAAUGUCUGGCGAAGAAACGUCUGCUGAUCGCAAUGUCGAAAUAUGGAAAAUAAAGAAGCUCAUCAAGAGUCUGGAAAUGGCACGCGGAAAUGGCACCAGCAUGAUUUCCUUGAUUAUUCCGCCAAAGGAUCAAAUCUCGCGCGUUAGCAAAAUGUUGGCCGAUGAAUUUGGAACGGCGUCGAACAUCAAGUCGCGCGUGAACCGCUUGUCCGUCCUCGGUGCCAUUACGUCGGUCCAGCACAGACUUAAGUUAUACACCAAAGUGCCUCCAAAUGGUUUGGUCAUCUACUGCGGCACUAUUGUCACAGAGGAAGGCAAGGAGAAGAAAGUGAACAUAGACUUUGAGCCAUUCAAGCCCAUCAACACCUCGCUGUAUCUGUGCGACAACAAGUUCCACACGGAGGCCCUCACUGCCCUGCUGGCCGAUGAUAACAAAUUCGGCUUCAUUGUGAUGGAUGGUAAUGGUGCGCUGUUCGGUACCCUGCAGGGCAACACCCGCGAGGUACUGCACAAAUUCACCGUCGAUCUGCCGAAGAAGCACGGUCGCGGUGGUCAGUCUGCCCUUCGUUUCGCCCGUCUGCGCAUGGAGAAGCGUCACAACUAUGUGCGCAAGGUCGCAGAGGUGGCCACCCAGUUGUUCAUUACCAAUGACAAGCCCAACAUUGCCGGCCUCAUUCUGGCUGGUAGCGCGGACUUCAAGACCGAGCUCAGCCAGUCCGAUAUGUUUGAUCCCCGUUUGCAAACAAAAGUCAUCAAGCUGGUGGACGUUUCUUAUGGCGGCGAGAACGGCUUCAAUCAGGCCAUCGAAUUGGCAGCCGAGUCGUUGCAGAAUGUGAAAUUCAUACAGGAAAAGAAACUCAUUGGACGAUACUUUGAUGAAAUUUCUCAGGACACUGGAAAAUACUGCUUCGGAGUGGAGGACACUUUGCGUGCACUGGAACUGGGAUCGGUGGAGACUUUAAUCUGCUGGGAGAACCUCGACAUUCAACGCUACGUUCUUAAGAAUCAUGCCAACUCGACGUCAACGACAGUAUUACAUUUGACGCCUGAGCAGGAAAAGGACAAGUCGCACUUCACUGACAAGGAGAGCGGCGUGGAGAUGGAGCUAAUCGAGUCUCAACCGCUGCUGGAGUGGCUGGCAAACAAUUACAAAAUUUUUGGCGCCACGCUGGAGAUCAUUACCGAUAAGUCGCAGGAGGGCAGUCAGUUUGUGCGUGGCUUCGGCGGCAUUGGCGGCAUUUUGCGCUACAAAGUAGAUUUCCAAUCCCUGCAGGCUGACGAGCCGCUGGAGGAUGUUGAUCUCGAUGAUUAUUAGACACCAGUGUGCUGUGAACAGACUCGCACUUUGCUGUUCGCUUUUUGCGAGUCGAAGAGUUCUCGAUUAUGCGUUAAAUUCAACCAAUAACAAAUAUACUUUUUUGGGGAAAUCUCGUAAAGCAAAACGUUCAAAUUGAUUAGGAACCAAUUUACUUGCCACAUAGUUUUAAUCUAUGUUCAGCGUAGCCGUUCGAUACAAUAUUUAUCAGCAGAGUAGGGAGGGUCCUGCAUCACUCGGAGGUGGAUUGCAUUUCACUGUCGGAUCAGGUCAGGGUGCAUUAGAUGUGUACCCACAUAUAUCUACGAUUUACCAAAUUUUUAAAUUAGUCCGCGAAUACUUUUAAGAACUCACAAAUAUAUAAUUCGUAAAUUAACUGAAACGAUGGAACGGCGUCGCUUUCACACAAACCAUUAGAUUAUUCCCUGUUUUCGGAUCGACUUUAAUUCCAUUAAAA
Messenger RNA from Drosophila subobscura, 2089 nucleotides. It is a transcript of the gene eRF1, whose product is annotated as eukaryotic peptide chain release factor subunit 1. Gene Ontology annotation, biological process: cytoplasmic translational termination. Gene Ontology annotation, molecular function: sequence-specific mRNA binding; translation release factor activity, codon specific. Bases 319 to 1632 code for a protein of 437 amino acids. Lineage: Eukaryota; Metazoa; Arthropoda; Insecta; Diptera; Drosophilidae. Gene Ontology annotation, cellular component: cytosol; translation release factor complex. The record is from RefSeq and is a predicted model, not a curated record. The transcript is spliced from 8 exons.